Messenger RNA from Chara braunii, 917 nucleotides. The record is from the annotation of a GenBank genome assembly. NCBI's taxonomy places the organism in Eukaryota, Viridiplantae, Streptophyta, Charophyceae, Charales, Characeae.
CGCGACGACAUGCAUAUCUAUACAGAAUGGUUGCUCUCUCUCUCUCUCUCUCUCUCUCUCUCUCUCUCUCUCUCUCUCUCUCUCUCGGGAAGACAGACAUACAUAAAACGAUGGCUGUCACUAUCGUCGAUGUCUUACGAGGUUGGAGUUAGACGACAGGCGUCUAUCUCUCUGUCACCUAAGGCAUCGGCGACAGCGACACGCGGUCUCCUUCUUCUUCUUUCUUCUUCAUCUUCUUGUCCUUCAAUCACUUCGUCGUCUUCUUGUUCUUGUUGUUUCGAUUCGUCAUCUUCUUCUUUGAGAGAGAGAGAGAGAGAGAGAGAGAGAGAGAGAGAUGGCCGAUGAAAGCGGCGCGGCGUCCCCACGUUCGACGACGCCAUUGCCGUCGUUGUCUUCGUCAGCUGCGCAUGGCAAGGGGGGGAUUGGUGCGAACCGCGUUCCUGUGACGAAUCCCGUGCCUCCGCCCGCCUCCCCAUCGUCUCCAUCAGCGCCCUCUGUCGUGUUUGGGCAAUCAAGCACGGACACAGCCGUGCAUAAUGCGGAGGGAUGGGGGGACCUUCUGCAAGGUCUGCACGAGCUGAAUGGUGGUUGGGGGGGCGAUCCGAAGCGAGGUCCGAUCGGUUGGGAGGCCAUAGCCGCCACGUACUCGCGCUUCCCUGCAUGGGCAUUCCCCCGUCCGCCAAACGGUCACCUGCUGUCGCCUCCCACCAUCGAUGACGAAGGGGGAGGGGGUGACGAUGGCGGCGAUGACGAAGGGGGAUGGGGUGAAGAUGGUGGCGAUGAGGAGGGGGAAGGGAGUGCAGAUGGCGGCGAUGAGGAAGGGGGAGGGGGUGAAGAUGGAGGAGACGAUGACGGAGGGGAUGGUGGCGUUGGAGGUGCAAUUUUUUAGGCGGUAUAGAAUUAUAUCUUUUUGGUUA